AUGGCUUCUAGAGACGUUAGUCGUAGAGUUGGUGGAGACCGUUCUCGCGGCCACAAAAAAUCUGACACUCUCGAAGACCUCGUUGGCAUGUAUGAGCGUACCGGAAUUUCUGACGAUGAUUCUCGAAACUCGCAACUAUCUGUGACUUCAGUUACCGAGAUCAUCCCCAAAAACUCCACUGGUCGAGAGGUUGCACAUACUGCCAAAACGGCGUCGAACAAGCCGAAUCGAUCUGCAUGGUCUUCGUCUGAGGAUGAGGAUAAAAAACCAUCUGGAUCAAAGUCUAAGAAACCAGAAGUUCCAGUCCAGCGUAGAGAACAAGAAGCUCGAUCUGGCGAUAAAUUCUUCCGCCUGGGUAGUUCUUUGAUUAAGUCCCCCCCACGUACCCCAAAUCGUGGUAUGAGUCCCGCAGCAAAGAGUCGAAACCCUCAGAGCUCCGAGGACGAUACUCCUACAAAGAAAAUCAAGAGACAGGAUACUUAUGAGCAACUUCAUGGGAAACCUGAAAAGCCUCUUUCAAUGAGUCCUCAUACCGCGGGGAAAUUGAAGGAAAUGACGGAAGCGCUCCAGAAGGCCAAAGAAAGGACAGGGAGGGCACCUAAAGACCGAACAGAGAAAGAAACCGCCCGGACAAGAAAGCCGACGGAGCCAACGUCAAAGCCUAAGGUAGAAAGUGAAGAAGAAAAGAUUAAGAGAAGGGCGAGGAGAGCGGCGUUAGACUGA
Molecule: messenger RNA, 723 nt
Organism: Sclerotinia borealis F-4128
Lineage: Eukaryota; Fungi; Ascomycota; Leotiomycetes; Helotiales; Sclerotiniaceae
Source: the annotation of a GenBank genome assembly